Molecule: messenger RNA, 1954 nt
Organism: Eleginops maclovinus (Patagonian blennie)
Lineage: Eukaryota; Metazoa; Chordata; Actinopteri; Perciformes; Eleginopidae
Product: gastrula zinc finger protein XlCGF26.1-like
Exons: 2
Coding region: 315-1838 (507 amino acids)
Biological process (GO): regulation of transcription by RNA polymerase II
Molecular function (GO): DNA-binding transcription factor activity, RNA polymerase II-specific; RNA polymerase II cis-regulatory region sequence-specific DNA binding
Source: RefSeq, a predicted model, not a curated record
AACCGAACCGGAAGUUAUGUUCCCAGCUCUUUUUAAUCUGAAUCCAGAAUGAGUCUCGUCACGACAGUUCUCUCUCUCUCUCUGUUCCUGAGAAAGUGUGUCUGAGCUCCAGCACUACUGAUCCAACAUCUGUGUGUCUGGAUAAACUUCUGAAUAGACUUUGUGCCCUUUUUUCUGAAGCGUUUACCUCGGACUAUAGGAGCUAGCUUAGCAUGCUAGCUGGAAACACCAGAGCAACACUAGUCAGAGUGAGAGUUUGAUGGAGAGAAACAGUGCGUUUAACGGAGUGUGCAGGAAAAGGUGAUUUAGUCAACAUGAGUACAGUCCAAAUGCUGCUUGCGUUGAAGAAGCAGAGACUCACUGCUGCUGCUGAAGACAUCUUUGUUCUGUUUGAAAAAACGAUGGCAGAGUACGAGGAGGAACUGUGUCGUUCAAAAGAGAAGAACGAGAGACUCCAGAAACUACUGGACUCUGUUGUACAGCCUCAGCUUCGGAUUCGCAAAGCAGACGUCCAGCAGCUGGUGGUGGUUACAGAAGAGGUUCUCCCUGAACGACAGGAGUGGAGCUCCAAUCUGGACCAGGAAGACCCAGAGUCCCCCCCUGACAUUAAACAGGAACAGGAGGAACUCUGGAGCAGUCAGAUGGGAGAGGAGCUUCAAGAGCUGGAGGAGGCUGAUAUCACCAAGUCUGCAUUCACUCCUGUCCCUGUGAAGAGUGAAGAUGAUGAGGAGAAACUUCAGUCCUUACAGCUUCAUCAAAGACAGGCUGAACACAUGGAAACAGGAACUGAUGGAGAGGACUGUCAAGGACCAGAACCAGCCAGGGACUCGGAUCCAGAGAGCAGGUUACAACCAAAGACUGAGCACAACACUGAAGACUCUUCUGAACCAGACACUGAAGACAGUGCUGAUUGCAAGGACACCAGAGAACCUGCGUCAGCCUCAAACUCACUGAUAAAUAGACAGGAAUCUGUCAAGGAUUCAAGAUGUAGUGCUGGAAAGAAACUAUUUGACUGCUCUGUGUGUACGAAAUCUUUUACACGGAGAGAAAGACAUAAGGAACACAUCAGAAUCCACACAGGAGAGAAAAUAUACAGCUGCAGUGUUUGUGACAAAAUAUUUAAAUGGCGUAGUAAUUUAAAAAGCCACAAGUGUGUUGGUCGUCAGUCCUCACCGCUUAAUCAAACUCAAACUGAGGAUAACAGAGAUGCAGAGCCUCCCAUCAGCAGCUCAGCUGAACACAUGGAAACAGAAACCUAUGUAGAGGAAUGUGGAGGACAAGAACCAGUCAGGAACUUGGAACCAGAGAGCAGUUUACAACCAAAGACUGAGGACAACACUCAAGACUCUUCUGAACCUGACACUGAAGACAGUGCUGAUUGGAAGGAGACCAGAGAACCUGCGUCAGGCUCAAACUCACUGAUAAAUAAACAAGAAUCUGUCAGUGAUUCAAGAUGUAGUGCUGGAAAGAAACUAUUUGACUGCUCUCUGUGUCAGAAAUCUUUUACAAGGAGAAAAAACCUUAAGGUACACAUGAGAAUCCACACAGGAGAAAAACCUUUCAGCUGCUCAGUUUGUAAGAAAUCUUUUUCACGGAGUGGAAGUUUAAAGGCACACAUGAGAAUCCACACAGGAGAGAAACCAUUCAGCUGCUCAGUUUGUAAGAAAUCUUUUACAGAGAGUGGAAGUUUAAAGGCACACAUGAGAAUCCACACAGGAGAGAAACCAUUCAGCUGCUCCGUUUGUGACAAAACGUUUAAUUGGCGUAAUCAUUUGAAAACGCAUAAGUGUGUUGGUCUUCAACCCUCACUGCUUCAAUCUCAAUCAAAGUCAAACUGAGGAUAACAGAGUUUUCAGACUCCUGAAGAGUAUUAUAUAGAUUUUUAUUUCUAAAUGUUUUGUAUCAAUGCCUUCCUGUUCAUAAACUGUUUUAAAUAAAUUGUAAUCUGAUUGUA